Molecule: messenger RNA, 2211 nt
Organism: Thlaspi arvense
Lineage: Eukaryota; Viridiplantae; Streptophyta; Magnoliopsida; Brassicales; Brassicaceae
Source: the annotation of a GenBank genome assembly
AUGGGUCUAUGCUCAGCUCAACUGACUGUAACAUGCUUGUUCUUCAUAGUAGUACCUCAUGUUCUGUCCCAAGUUGCAGAGUUUGUAAGUAUAGAUUGUGGUGGCUCAAGUAACUACACGGACCCGAGAACUGGACUAGGAUGGGUUUCAGAUUCAGAGAUCAUCAAACACGGAAAGCCAGUUACUUUGGCCAGUACCAAUGGGAACUCGAUGCAGUACAGUAAGAGAAGAGAUUUUCCAACGGAUGACAAGAAGUAUUGUUACAGACUCAGCACCAAAGAGAGGAGGAGAUACAUUGUCAGGACAACAUUUUUCUACGGUAGCUUGAGUAGUGAAGAAGCAAACCCAAAGUUUCAACUCUACUUAGAUGCAACGAAAUGGGCCACAGUGAUGAUUCAGGAGGGCUCUAGGGUUUAUGUUGAGGAAUUGAUCGUGAGGGCAACUUCAGGUUAUGUGGAUGUCUGUGUAUGCUGUGCUCUCACCGGCUCUCCUUUCAUGUCCACUCUCGAGCUUCGACCGUUGAACCUUUCGAUGUAUGCCACUGAUUACGAGGAUAAUUUCUUCUUGAAGGUUGCUGCCAGAGUGAAUUUCGGUGCUCCAAGCAUGGAUGCCUUGAGGUACCCAGAUGAUCCAUAUGACAGAAUCUGGGAGUCAGAUGUUAAUAAACGGCAAAACUUUCUUGUUGGUGUGGCUCCUGGAACGAUACGAGUCAAUACAUCAAAGACUAUAAAUACUUUGACUAGAGAGUAUCCGCCUAUGAAAGUCAUGCAAACAGCAGUAGUUGGAACGCAAGGACUGAUCAGCUAUAGAUUAAACCUGGAAGACUUCCCUGCCAAUGCUCGGGCGUAUGCUUACUUUGCUGAAAUUCAAGACCUUGGUGCUAAUGAAACCCGGAAGUUUAAGCUGGUGCAACCAUACUUCCCUGAUUAUAGCAAUGCGGUGGUGAAUAUUGCUGAGAAUGCCAAUGGGAGCUAUACUCUCUAUGAACCAAGCUACAUGAAUGUGACUUUUGAUUUUGUUCUGUCAUUCUCGUUUGGGAAGACAAAGGAUUCUACACGAGGGCCACUCCUAAACGCAAUUGAAAUCAGCAAGUAUCUUCAAAUAUCCAGGAAAACUGAUAGGAAUGAUGUGUCUGUUCUUGAUGCAAUUCGUUCGUUGUCCCCUGAUAGCGACUGGGCCAAUGAAGGCGGAGACCCUUGUAUCCCAGUUCUUUGGUCGUGGGUAAACUGUAGCUCAACCUCACCACCUAGAGUCACGAAACUUGCUCUAUCAAGCAAAAAUCUGAGAGGUGAGAUUCUGCCUGGGAUCAAUUAUAUGGAGGCAUUGACUGAGCUGUGGCUGGACGGUAAUGGUUUGACUGGUGUCCUUCCAGACAUGAGCAAACUUGUCAAUCUGAAAAUCAUGCAUCUAGAAAACAACCAACUUAGUGGCUCACUCCCACCAUACCUUGCCCAUCUGCCUAACCUGCAAGAACUGUAUAGUAAUAAUCCUGAGCUUCAGAACGAGGUACAGCAAAAGCACUUUAGGCUGAUACUGGGAAUAUCAAUAGCUGCUGUCGCAAUCCUAUUGCUGCUACUCGGGGGAAGUCUUGUUUUACUAUGUGCCCGUCGAAAGACAAAAAGCGCUGGUGAUACCACGGGGACUAAGAAGAAAGGUUUGUCAGCUUAUGCCGCUGUGCGUGGCGGACACUUAUUAGAUGAAGGUGUAGCAUAUUUCAUAUCGCUUCAUGUGCUCGAAGAGGCCACCGAGAAUUUUUCAAAGAGAGUUGGAAAAGGAAGCUUUGGGUCUGUCUACUAUGGUAGGAUGAAAGAUGGGAAAGAAAUUGCAGUCAAGAUAACGGCGGAUCCUUCUAGCUACCUGAACAGGCAAUUUGUGACUGAGGCAAGAUCACUGAUCCGUAAAGGAGACGUGUAUGGGAUCAUAGAUCCAUGUAUAUUAGGCAACGUGAAGAUCGAGUCGAUCUGGAGAGUAGCAGAGGUCGCGAACCAAUGCGUUGAGCAGCGUGGGCAUGCGAGGCCAAGGAUGCAGGAAGUGAUAGUGGCGAUACAGGACGCGGUUAGGAUCGAGAGAGGAGGAAACGAGAACGGGCUAAAGUCAUCGUCUUCGAGCGGCUCGAAGGCGCAGUCAUCCCGUAAGACCUUGCUCACCAGCUUCCUCGAGAUAGAGAGCCCUGACAUCUCGAGAAACAGCUUAGCUCCAGCUGCUAGGUGA